UACUGAACAUCACUAAUUCAAUAGCGCCUCAGCCGGAAUGGCGAUGUAAUUUUUCGUCAAUAAUUUUCACAAGUUCGCUGCAAACAGCAUCAGACAGUUUGUGCACCAAUUUGGUGGCUUCCAACUCGUCUGUCCACUGCUUGGAGACCCGUGCGUGUGUGUGCGUGUGCUUGAGCCUACGUGCGUGUGUGUGCGAUGGCCUCAGCCGAACAGCUCGUUGCAGCCGCCUUACAGGGUGCCGCCAAUCCCAACCACGAAAUUGUGCAAAAAGCCGAAGCACAGCUAAGCGAAUGGGAGCAACAGCCGGGCUUCUUUCCCAUAUUGGCGCGUCUCUGCAUGAAGUUGCAGGGCGAUGGCGAUGCGGCCGCCGCCGCAGCAGCAGCUGCUGCCACGCUCAGCGAUGCCGUCAAGAUACGCUGGAUGGCGGCCGUUUAUCUAAAGAAUGGCAUCGAACGCUAUUGGCGUCACAAUUCCCGCCUGGAGCUGGCGACGGAGCAGAAACAGCAAAUACGCGACAUCCUGCUGCAGCACUACAGUGCAGAGGAUGUGCCCCAAGUGGCGCUGCAGGUGGCGGUGCUGCUGAGCAAAAUCGCACGCAUCGACUGCUGGCCGGAACUGUUGCCCACGCUGAUGAAGCAGCUGCAGUCGUGCAGCGCUGCCGGCAGUGAGGCGCCCGCACAGCAGCAGCGUACGCUGCUCGUGCUGCACUAUGUCAUCAAGGCGCUGGCCUCGCGCCGCCUGCUCGCAGAGAAGCGCGCCUUCGAGGAGCUGGCCGCACAAAUCUUCAGCUUCAUGGCCUGGAACAUUUGGGCGCCGCUCACCACACGCUUCCUGCAGCUGCAGAAGACUGAGCCGGCGGCGCACAGUUGCCUGCAGCGCGCCCAUAUAGCCAUGCGUUCGCUGCGCAAGCUGCUCGUCUACGGAUGUGGUAGCAAGCCGUACAAGUCGAACGAUCACAUGAAUUUCAUCGAGCAGCUGUUUGGGCGGCUGCGCCAGUGCCUUGAGCUGCGCUAUGAACUGAGAAUGCGCACACAGGAGGCGGGUGGCAAUCAGCAGCAGCAGCAGCUGAUUGACGAUCUGGAGCGUUUCAUACUGAAAAUGAUGAAGACCCUAAAUGAGUUUAUGGACCGGCAUUCGUUGUCCUUUGCACGCUUCGUGCCGAUGGCCUUGGAGUUUAGCUUUCACUAUGUGUUCCACGAGGGCACCGCCCUGAUUUUUGAUGCUGGCGAGCGCAUCAAUUUCAGCAACUUCGUCAUCCAGGCGAUCAAUCUGCUCAAGGGCAUCAUGAUGAGCGGCAACGAUAGCAUUGCACAGGAUCAGUCGGCCAAUACGCUGGAGGAUGAGCUGCUCGCGACGGCGGCGCAAACGCAGAGCAAAUUCUUUAGCGUUGAGCGUGUUACGUAUUUGUGCGAGAAAAUUGUAACACAUUACUUUCUGUUGACGGCCGAGGAGCUGGCGGAAUGGCAACAGGAUCCAGAGAGCUAUGGCCAGGAUGAUGGCGGCGGCGACGCCUGGAAAUAUGAGCUGCGUCCCUGCGUCGAGACGCUAUACUUCACCUGCUUUACCCAACACUCGAAUGUCAUGAUCAACGAGGUGCUCAAGUUCGUGCGGCGUGCCCAGCAGCUGCAGCUGACGGAGAGCUCCGAACUGAAGGCCAUACUGCUGAAGGAUGCCAUCUAUAAUGCCGUCGGCCAGGCCUCAUUUCACUUCUUCAACAAACUGGACUUUGGCUCCUGGCUGACCUCACAGCUGCUCGCCGAGCUGCGCAUGGAGGCGUCCAAUUUUCGCAUUCUGCGGCGUCGCAUCAUUUGGCUCGUCGGGCAUUGGGUCGGCGUGCAGCUGCCACGCGAGCUUCGUCCGCUGGCCUAUGAGGCGUGCCUGCAUCUGCUACGUCCCGAGGAGGAUAUGCCCAUACGUUUGGCUGCAGCGCGCACCCUGAAUCUGCUUAUCGACGAUUUUGAGUUCAUGCCGGAGGCGUUUCAUCCCUAUUUUGCUGCCCUGUUCGAGGCGCUGUUCCUGCUGCUCCGCGAGGCAGGCGCCUGCGACACCAAAAUCGUUGUCCUGGGCACCAUGACGCUGCUGGUGGAAAAGAUGAGCGAGUUCAUCGAACCGCAGGCCUUGCAAUUCAUCGCCUAUCUGCCUCUGCUGUGGCGUGAGAGCGAAGAGCACGAGUAUAAUAUGCUGCGCUGUGCCAUCAUUGGCACCUUAGAGCAGCUUGUGCGCACCAUUCGCGAUGUGCCCGAGAGCAUGAAGCCCUUCCUCUAUAGCGUCAUCGAGCUGAGCACCGAUCUGCAGCAACGCUCACACGUUUACCUCAUCGAGGAUGGAAUCAUGCUGUGGCUGGCGGUAAUUGGCAACUCGACGGCGUUGACACCGGAGCUGCUGCAGCUCUGUGAUCAUCUGUUGCCCAUAAUUGAGAUGUCGUCGGAGAAUCUGCGCACGGUGCUGCAGCUGAUACACGCCUACAUACUGCUCGAUGCCCAUGCCUACCUGAGUCGUUACGGCGAGGGCUUUGUGGCGUAUUGUGUGCGCUCCUUUGAGGAUAUACGCACGGAGGGCAUCAUAGCCAUGCUGCGCAUCUUCGAGACAUGCCUCAAGACGGAUGCCACAAUGGGCUUGCGCCUGGUGCGACCCGCCUUGCCGUUCGUCUUCCAGCAGGUGUGCCUCAAACAGGAAUAUCCGAUGACCAUGAGCUGGUAUCUGACACUGUUGGCGCGAACCUUGCUCAUCGAUCAGUCGGUGUUCAUGUCUGUUGUGCAGGAGCUACCACAAACGGAUGCACUGGCUCGCAUAUUGGAUGUGUGGAUUGAGAUGUUUCCAUUGGUCGCCGAUACGCAUGCCGAGAAACGGAAACUCUUUUGUCUCGCCUUUGCCUCCAUAUUUGGCAAUAAUGAGCUGCUGCUGGCGCGCCUGCCGCACAUACUGCAGCUGGUGGAGGAGACGCUCGGCGAGGUGAUGGACAAGCAAUAUGCGGCAACAGAUGAGGGCGCUGACAAGGCGACGCCGCGCUAUUACGACUCGCUGGUCAUACACGACGAGCACGAGCUGGAGGAGUUUCAGCCGCAGCUAUACGAUGACUUCCAUUCAAAGACCUACCACGACGACAGGCAUCGCCAGCUGGUGCUAAAGGAUCCCGUUUAUAAGAUACCACUAACCGAAUACCUCAAAUGGCAGCUGCAGCAUCUCCAGACCCAACUGGGCGCCGCACGCUACGAUCAGCUGAUGCGCGCCGUUUGCCCCGAGGUUCUCGAAAAGAUAAACAUGUACAUAGAGCAGACGGUGCCCAAGGCGUGCGGCGUUUGUGCGGGCAGCGGCGAUGAUAGCGAGCCACCGUUGCCCGAUGGUGGUGCCAGCGCCCGCACCGCGCUCGACUGAUGGAGCAACUGCAGCAGCAGCCGCAUUAACACCAACCAGGCCGGCGCCGUUCAUAGCUGUGCUUCAAAAGCUUUCAAAACAGUCUUUAAGUUA
Molecule: messenger RNA, 3468 nt
Organism: Drosophila novamexicana
Lineage: Eukaryota; Metazoa; Arthropoda; Insecta; Diptera; Drosophilidae
Gene: Impbeta11
Product: importin-11
Exons: 3
Coding region: 196-3375 (1059 amino acids)
Biological process (GO): protein import into nucleus
Cellular component (GO): nuclear envelope; cytosol
Molecular function (GO): small GTPase binding
Source: RefSeq, a predicted model, not a curated record